GGGCAAACAUGGCGGCUCCCGAGUUAGGACAGGCUUCGAUUUCAGGCAGUGCAUCGCCGGAGGGCGAGGAGGAGACGAUUCUGUAUGAUUUGUUAGUUAAUACCGAGUGGCCACCGGAAACAGAAGUACAGCCUAGAGGCAGCCGAAAACAUGGUGCAUCCUUUAUCAUCACAAAAGCAAUUAGAGAUCGUUUAUUAUUUUUACGCCAAUACAUCUGGUACAGCCCUGUACCUUUUUUGCUCCCUGAUGGAUUGGUUCGCUUGGUUAAUAAACAGAUAAACUGGCAUUUGGCACUUGCAAGCAACGGAAAACUUUUGGCUGCUGUCCAAGAUCAGUGUGUGGAAAUCAGAUCUGCAAAAGAUGAUUUUACAUCUAUUAUUGGGAAAUGCCAAGUGCCCAAAGACCCAAAACCUCAGUGGAGACGGGUAGCAUGGAGUUAUGAUUGUACUCUGCUGGCCUACGCUGAAAGCACAGGAACUGUGAGGGUGUUUGAUCUUAUGGGAAGUGAACUCUUUGUCAUUUCCCCUGCAUCUAGUUUUGCAGGUGAUUUGAGCUAUGCCAUUGCUGGUUUGAUAUUUUUAGAAUAUAAAGCAAGUGCACAGUGGUCUGCAGAACUAUUGGUCAUCAAUUACCGAGGAGAACUUAGAAGUUACCUUGUAAGUGUUGGAACAAAUCAGAGCUACCAAGAAAGUCACAGUUUCAGCUUUAAUAGUUAUUAUCCUCAUGGAAUCAACACAGCUAUUUAUCAUCCUGGUCACAGGCUUUUAUUGGUUGGAGGAUGUGAAACUGCUGAAGUGGGCAUAUCAAAAGCUUCAAGCUGUGGCCUUUCUGCCUGGAGAGUUCUUUCAGGAUCACCUUAUUACAAACAAGUUACUAAUGGUGGAGACAGAGUCACUACAGUACCAAAGACACUGGGAUUAUUAAGGAUGUUAAGUAUGAAGUUUUACAAUCGCCAAGGACAGGAACAGGAUGGGAUCUUUAAGAUGAGCCUUUCUCCAGAUGGGACUCUCCUUGCAGCCAUUCACUUCUCAGGCAAAUUAAGCAUCUGGGCUAUUCCAUCUUUGAAGCAACAAGGGGAAUGGAAUCAAAAUGAACAGCCAGGGUAUGAUGACCUUAAUCCUGACUGGAGGCUCUUUGCUGAGAAGAGGAAAAAAAUAAAAGAUAAAGAGUCAUUUUACCCACUGAUAGAUGUAAAUUGGUGGGCAGACAGUGCAGUUACUUUGGCUCGCUGUUCUGGUGCUUUGACUGUGUCAUCUGUGAAAACUUUGAAGAAUUUAUUAGGAAGAUCCUGUGAAUGGUUUGAACCAUCACCUCAAGUCACUGCUACCCAUGAUGGAGGAUUUUUAACUUUGGAGUGUGAGAUUAAACUUGCCCCCAAAAGAUCUCGUUUGGAGACCAGGUCUGGAGAAGAUGAUGAAGGAGAAGAGGAUUCUGAUUCUGAUCAUGAGAUAUCUGCCAAGGCUCGCUACUUUGGUUAUAUAAAACAAGGCCUUUAUUUAGUGACUGAAAUGGAGCGAUUUGCACCACCACGGAAACGCCCACGAGCCAUUACUAAAAACUACCGCCUUGUGAGUUUGAGGUCUACAACUCCAGAGGAACUUUAUCAGAGAAAGAUUGAAAGUGAAGAAUAUGAGGAAGCCUUGUCUCUGGCUUAUACCUAUGGCCUGGAUACUGAUCUAGUAUAUCAGAGGCAGUGGAGGAAGUCAGCAGUCAACAUUGCUUCAAUUCAGAAUUACUUGAGUAAAAUAAAGAAACGGUCAUGGGUUCUUCAUGAGUGUUUGGAAAGAGUUCCUGAAAAUGUGGAUGCUGUGAAAGAACUACUUCAGUAUGGAUUAAAAGGCACCGACCUGGAGGCUCUUGUAGGAAUAGGGAAAGGAGUAGAUGAUGGCAGAUUUACAUUACCUGGUGAAGUAGACAUUGACAGCAUCUCCUAUGAGGAGCUUUCACCUGAUGAAGAAGAGCCUGCCAAGAGCAAAAAGGAAAAGGAGCUCAUGAAGAGACAUGAACUACUUAAAUUAGUGGACUUUUCAAAGUUAACACUGGAACAAAAGGAACUUUGCCGUUGUAGACUGAAAUUAUUAACCUACUUAGAUCGACUUGCAACCUACGAGGAAAUCCUCGGAGUGCCUCAUGCUUCUGAACAGAGAUAUGAUUCUGAAUUCUUUAAGAAAUUCAGAAAUCAGAACAUUGUCCUCUCAGCAAGAACUUAUGCUCGGGAAAGUAAUGUACAAGCCUUAGAAAUUCUCUUUACUUACCAUGGCUCAGACCUGCUUCCUCAUCGCCUUGCGAUUCUCUCCAAUUUUCCAGAAACUACUUCUCCACAUGAGUAUUCUGUAUUGCUGCCUGAAGCUUGUUUCUGUGAUGAUGCUUUGAUGAUCAUUCCUUGGCAUGAACACAAACACCGGGAUAAAGAUUGGUGCGAGGAGUCUGAAUGCAAAAUGGUUGUUGAGCCAAAUCUCCAAGGUGAAAAUGAAUUCUUGUAUGCUGCACAGCCUGAGUUACUCAAAUAUAAGACGACUCAGCUCACAGUAGAGAACGUGACAGAAUGGUAUCAAACCCGAGCAGAGGAAAUUGAGCAUUAUGCCCAACAGGUUGACUGUUCACUGUCGCUUAUUCGACUUGGAAUGGAACGGAGUAUUCCUGGUUUGCUGGUCCUGUGUGAUAAUUUGGUUACUCUGGAAACAUUGGUUUAUGAAGCUGGGUGUGACCUAACCCUGACCUUGAAAGAACUCCAACAGAUGAAAGACAUUGAAAAACUGAGAUUACUGAUGAAUAGUUGUUCUGAAGAUAAAUAUGUGACAAGUGCCUAUCAAUGGCUGGUUCCUUUUCUUCAUCGUUGUGAGAAGCAGUCUCCUGGUGUGGCUAAUGAGCUGCUUAAAGAAUAUUUGGUAACUUUAGCUAAAGGGGACUUAAAAUUUCCAUUGAAGAUAUUUCAGCAUUCCAAACCAGAUCUCCAGCAAAAAAUAAUACCUGAUCAGGACCAGUUGAUGGCAAUAGCAUUGGAGUGCAUCUAUAACUGUGAACGAAAUGACCAACUCUCUCUUUGCUAUGACAUAUUAGAAUGUCUGCCACAAAGAGGAUAUGGUCACAAGACAAAGGUGACUACAGCUCUUCAUGAUAUGGUAGACCAGCUGGAACAAAUUCUAAGUGUAGCAGAGCUUUUGGAGAAACAUGGACUUGAAAAACCAAUUUCAUUUGUUAAGAACACUCAGUCUAGCUCAGAAGAGGCACGCAAGCUUAUGGUUAGAUUGACUAGGCAUGCUGGUCGGAAGCAGCCUCCUGUCAGUGAAUCUUACUGGAGAACGUUGCUGCAAGACAUGUUAGCUAUGCAGCAGAGUGUUUACACAUGUCUAGAUUCUGAUGCUUGCUAUGAGAUAUUUACCGAAAGCCUUCUGUGCUCCAGUCACCUUGAAAAUAUCCACCUGGCUGGUCAGAUGAUGCAUUGCACUGCUAGCUCGAUAAACCCACCAGCUAGUAUAGCCCAUAAAGGGAAAACCCAGUACAGGGUCAGUUAUGAAAAAAGUAUUGACUUGGUUUUGGCUGCCAGCAAAGAGUACUUCAAUUCUUCUACCAACCUCACUGAUAGCUGCAUGGAUUUGGCCAGGUGCUGCUUACAACUGAUAACAGAUAGACCUACAGCCAUUCAAGAGGAGCUAGAUCUUAUCCAAGCACUUGGAUGUCUGGAAGAAUUCGGGGUAAAGAUCCUGCCUUUGCAAGUACGAUUGUUCUCUGAUCGGAUUGGCCUCAUCAAAGAGUGUAUUUCUCAGUCCCCCACAUGCUACAAACAAUCAGCCAAACUUCUGGGCCUUGCUGAGUUGCUAAGGGUUGCUGGUGACAACUCAGAAGAAAGAAGAGGACGGAUUCUAAUUCUUUUAGUAGAGCAAGCGCUUCAUUUCCAUGACUACAAAGCAGCCACUAUGCAUUGUCAGGAGCUGAUGGCUACAGGUUUUUCUAAAAGUUGGGGUGUUUGUAGCCAGUUAGGACAAUCAGAAGGCUACCAGGAUGUGGCCACUCGUCGGGAGCUCAUGGCUUUUGCUUUGACACAUUGCCCUCCUACCAGCAUUGAACAUCUUUUGGCAGCCAGCAUUUCUCUGCAGACAGAAAUUCUUUAUCAAAGAUUGAAUUUCCAGAUCCAUGCAGAAGGAGAGAAAAAUAUCAAUAUUUCACCUUUAAUUAGUAAAGCACUACAAGAGGAUGAAGUAAGUGUUCCAGGAAGCAAUUCAGCUGACUUACUGCAUUGGACCACUGCCACUACCAUGAAAGUUCUUUCCAAUACCACAACUACAACCAAGGCUGUUCUGCAAGCUGUCAGUGAUGGACAGUGGUGGAAGAAGUCUUUAACUUACCUUCGACCCCUUCAGGGGCAAGAAUUUGGUGGUACUCAUCAUAUUGGAAAUAUAGCCAAUGAAAAUCUAGAAAAACAAGGGUGUCAUCCAUUUUAUGAGUCUGUUCUCUCCAAUCCUUUUGUCACUGAGUCUGAAGGAACCUAUAAUACUUAUCAGCACAUCCCAAUAGAAAGCUUUGCAGAAGUAUUGCUGAGAACUGGAAAACUGGCAGAGACAAAAACUGAAGGAGAAGAAGUAUUUCCAACAACAGAAGUUCUCUUACAACUAGCCAGCGAUGCUUUACCAAAUGAUAUGACCUUGGCUCUUGCUUAUCUCCUUGCUUUACCACAGGUGUUAGAUGCUAACAAGUGCUUUGAGAAGCAGUCCCACUCUGCUUUAUGUCUCCAGCUGGCUGCAUAUUACUAUAGCCUACAGAUUUAUGCCCGUUUGGCUCCAUGUUUCAGAGACAAAUGCCAUCCUCUUUACAGGGCUGAUCCCAAAGAGCUAAUCAAGAUGUGCUUACUUCACUUACAUGUCAGAAGAACACUGGAGGAAAAUGUCUACAGCAUUGCUCUUUCUCUGGCACAGCGUUACAGUGUGUCCCGUUGGGAAGUUUUUAUGACCCAUUUAGAGUUCUUGUUUACUGACAAUACUUUUGUGAAUCAGAUAGCCAACAUAGAUAACAGGUUUACAUGUGGUUUACUGCUAUCUGUGGAAGCACGUACAGAGAUGACUAGAAAAGCUAUUAAAACAGUCAAGCAUUUUAUUGAGAAGCCAAGGAAAAGAAAUUCAGAAGGAGACAUUCAAGAACCUGGUGAUUCUAAAGUAACCUAUGCAGAUACUUUGACUCAUCUGGAGAGAUCACUUGCCCACCUGGAAACUCUCAGCCAUAGCUUCAUUGUAUCUCUGAAAAAUAGUGAGCAGGAAAUGUUGCAGAAAUACAGUAACCUCUAUGAUCUGUCACGAUCAGAAAAAGGGAAGCUUCAUGAUCAAGUUGUGGCCAUGUGUUUAGAUGGUCAGCCUCUAAGAAUGAUCCAGCAGCUGCUAGAGGUGGCUGUUGGCCCUCUUGACAUUUCUCCCAAGGAUGUAGUACAAAGUGCAAUAAUGAAAAUAAUUUCUGCAUUAAGUGAAGGCAGUGUUGACCUUGGUGGGCCACAGGACCCACUCCAAGUCCUGGAAGGUGUUGUUGCAGCAGUCCGUGCCAGUGUGGAAAAGGGAGAAGAGUUGGUUUCUUCUGAGGAGCUGCUAGAAUGGCUGAGGCCUUUCUGUGCAGAUGACACCUUGCCCGUGAGGCCUCGCAUCCAUGUGCUGCAGAUUGUGGAGCAGUCUUUUCAUCUGACUGAGGAGGAUGGCAAGCUUCUUGUGUUCUUUAGAACAGAGGCCAUUCUCAAAGCUGCUUGGCCCCAGAGACAGGUGGACGUCACUGACAUUGAAAAUGAAGAGAACCGCUACUCUCUCUUUCUGGAGCUACUAGAAUCCAGUUACCAUGAAGUUGACUUUCAGCACUUGGUUUUACUCUUGCAAGCUUGGCCACCUGUGAAGAGUGAAUAUGUCCUAAGCAGUAAUCCAUGGAUGAGACUAGUAACAGUGAUGUUAACCAGAUGUACAGUGGAGAACAAGGAAAGAUUGGGAAAUGAAGCUUUGAAAAUCUGUCGGUCUUUAUACAAUACCAUGCAGAUGCUCCCUGCAGAGUGUGUCAAGGAGCUGUGCUUGCUGCUACUUAACCAGUCCCUCCUGCUCCCAUCCCUGAAACUGCUCCUUGAAAGCCAAGAUGAGAAUCUUCAUGCUCUGGCACUGGAGCAUAUCACAGCUGUUGCUAAGGUGGAUAAUUCAAAUUGUGACCAAGAACUUCUUUCCCUGCUCCUGGAUGCCAACCUGUUGGUGAAGUGUAUCUCCACUCCCUUUUAUCCCCAUAUCAUUAACCACCUCUUGGCCAGCCUGCAGCAAGGACGUUGGGAUGCAGAGGAGCUGGCCAGACACCUGUGGGAGGCCGGCCAUGAAGCUGAAGCUGGGUCACUCCUUCUGGCCAUAAGAGGGACUCAUCGGGCUUUGAGAACUUUCAGCACAGCCCUCAGCACAGGACAGCACUGGAUGUGA
Messenger RNA from Orycteropus afer afer, 6422 nucleotides. The record is from RefSeq and is a predicted model, not a curated record. NCBI's taxonomy places the organism in Eukaryota, Metazoa, Chordata, Mammalia, Tubulidentata, Orycteropodidae.